Plutella xylostella (diamondback moth) is the source of this 1826-nucleotide messenger RNA. The record is from RefSeq and is a predicted model, not a curated record. Lineage: Eukaryota; Metazoa; Arthropoda; Insecta; Lepidoptera; Plutellidae.
UUUCAGGCGAGAAUCGCUCUACAGACGCCCGGGCUACGGCAGUCCGCUACGAACCGUGGCCGCGCCGCUACGCCGCUCGUAGCCGCGUAGCUCGUAGCACGCCCCCCGCGUAGCACGUGCCGAAUAUGACAAGUUAUAUUUUUAAUUUCUUCUCACCAGCCAGGCCACCCUGCAUAGAAAUCGCAUAUUAAUAUUACCAUACUAAGUGAAGUCACAAUUUUCUUCAAACCACGGACCUAAAGAACUAUCAUACUUUAUUUUCAAAGAACUUAAAAGUGUAACGUAUAAUAACAAGUGAUUAUAAAGUGAAUAACAAUAACAUAGACAGUAACAGUAAUGUUUGGUCGUGUGUGUGUCCCGCUGUGGGGCGCCAGCCUGGCCACCCUACUGCUCGCCAACCUCAGGACUGUCACCCUACUGCAGACAGACACGUCUCCUCGGCGGUGCCACUCGUGUGACAACUCCACGGCGUGUCGCGAGCCUGGCGCCGUCCUAUGUCCACCAGAGAAGCCCUGGUGCUCCACCGUCGCCGCUGCGCCCAACGUGACGUCAUCGCUGGGCUGCGCGGCGGCGGCGGUGGCGGCGGCGGAGCGCGCUUGCUCAUUAGCGUACUGCGCGCAAAAACAACGCUUCCAAAUGACUUGUGUCUGCGCCACUGACCUCUGCAACGCGCCCUUCUCGCCCCAGCUGCUCGAGGCACUCCUCAAUUUCGCCUCUAACGACCACAGCGAAAACAACAGCACCGACUUAACAGACGCGUUUUUCAACUCCACAAAGUACGCUAAUGUGACAAAAAGUGGCCUUUUCGCCGCGCUCACUGCAAAAACAAAUGAAGGGUCUACGACUUUGGAAAUUAGUACGGCUCGGCCGACCACUGUGAGGAGUCAUGAGGUGGCGGGGGCGGGGACUCACCCGCGCGAGGCAGCGGGCGAGGCCCACAGCGCCGGGGUGCCGCGGGCCGAGGCACUGAAGCAGGAGCCGGCGCCGUCCGACGAUGAUGAAGACGAGGGUGAAGGCAGCGGCGACGAGGAGCGCCCCCGCGCCCCGCCCGCCGCCCCGCAGCCGCCCAGCUCCUACCUCCCCGCCAGCGAGAACGGAGCUGCUCCUUUAUACUCUCAAGUGCUCGUCACAACCUCCCUUUUCUUGUUCGUGAAAGUUUAAGAACUCGGCUAGUGCGAGCGUGCGGCGAGUGUCACAUCGCCGGGAAGUGAGUGGUUAAGUUAAUUAGAAGUAUGGGAACAAAAUUUUGUAAAUCCUCCACGAAAUUAUUAAGUACAGAUUAGUGCCCAUAGACUUAAUGCUCGUUUAAAAUUCGACAGUAUCUACUACGGCGUAGGCAAAUUUGGUUUAUAUUUAUAAACCCAGUUAUGGGUCCGUUUAUUAGUAGAUAUUUAAAAUAGAUUUCGGUGUAGUGACAAUCCCACCCAAAGUAGGUGAAUGUUUGGAUGUGUAAAUAUGAAGUGUUUUGAUGAGUAUUCCUGAAAGUGCCAAAAGAUAACUACGAUCUAUUUGAAAAGGAGGUGAUUCAGUCAAUAUUAAAUCUAAUUGUAGCUUCUUUACAUCGAGUCUUCAAUAUUAAUAUCACUGAAUUAUUAUAAUUUAAAAUAAAAUGUAUAGAUUAUAUAUUUCAACGAUAGCAUACUACGCGUGGAGUCUCACCAUAAUAAUAAUUUUAAUUGUUUCAAAAACAACUUAAGAGUAAUUGAAUGCACAAUUUUUUAGUAGAUUACAAUUUGUAGAAGCCAAUUAUUGAUACUAGAUAAGUACAGCCAAAUUAUUAUUUAAGAGACUGUAUCUUGUUGAGAUUUAUUAAAUAAAUUAUAAGA